AUGCGGUGCGACAGAUGCCGCCGCUGGUUGCGGCGGCUCUGGGCGGUGCGGCAAGUGAUCCAGGUGCGGGCAAUGGUGUCGAACUCGGCUGCGUCGCUCUCGGGCCGACUCGCGAGGCAGAAGGUGGUAUGCACCAUCGCCGCUUCGCAUGCCGUCACGGGGGCGAUGAUGGUGAGUUUCUUCUACAAAAGGCACGCGGUCUCGCAGACCCUGAACUUGGACUACAUCUUUCUCGUUUUCCUUGCUGUGGUGCGGUCUGGGUCCGGCGUCCAGGGAUUCUACGCGGCAUUCACGAGAGGGGUGCAGCUGACGAAGAUAUAUUUCGGCAUGUGCUUGCUGUCCGUGCCGAUCGUUGUCCUGAUGUUCUUUCCCGUGUGGCUGGUGGAGUGCAGGUGCACCGACUUCGUCCAGUGCGCGGCCCUGAACAACUUCGCUCAGAGCAGGAACGACAGGUGGCUGAACCCAUGGGGGAGGCCAGAGAGCUGGCCCCCGGCCAGCGCCACGCGGGCCCCCACCGAGGCCCCGGUGCCGGCUCCGGCCGAGUCCCACCAGGGGAACCCCGAGUGUUGGGUGGACGGCUACAGCUUCGACAGGUGCUGCGAUGCGAAGCUGGGGGUCGGUGGGAGCGCGGAGUGCUGGGAGGGCGUGUACAGUUACGAGCGCUGCUGCUUUCCGCCGGAGGCCCCGCGGGAGCACGAGCCCGCGGCGGCCGGGACGGUGGGGCUCCAGCGGAGGCUAGGCGGUGGCGAGGACGCUGACGGCUUUCUCACCGUGAUCGUUGACGAGUGCGCGCUCGGCGUGGAGUACGAGAAGGCAGAGAACGUCUUCGAUUACUUCACCGUCACAGGCACUGGCAUUGGCUGGAGGUCGCGGUGGUUCCAGGACGAGCAGCCACUGUCCUGCCGCUCGAUCAGAGCCACCGCCUCGAAGGAGGAGGGGGCCCGCUUCCUCCGUGAGAUGGAGAUGCUCGAGCAUCAGGAUAUCAGCACCGUCUUCCUGCGGAAGUCCCAGCUGGUGGAGACCCUCUGGAGGCAGAUGUGGAGAUGCGUGUUCACUUACUACUGCAUGGUCCUGAGGUUCCAGGUGGCGCGCGUCCCGGGAGGCGCCGAGGGGGACUGGGAGGUCAUAGGUUGCAUGGUCCGUGGGCAGGCUUGGCCCGUGAAGGAGGAGGAGGGUAUGGAGGUGGGCGGCGACGACGAUCCUGAUAUGCGGCGCACGCUGUGGCUCCAGAAAGACCCAUUCCGCGCCUGGCGGGUGAGGGACCAGGGGACCAGGGAGUGGUGCGUAGCGGGCAUACUCAUCUUCCAGGUCUUGUUGGUCUUCUGCGGCGUCAUGGAUCUGCUGCAGGCAUGGAUCGUCUUCAAUUUCCUGGAAAACCGCUGCGGGGACAGCAUGGCGGACGAGAACCAGUUCGACGUCAGCGACGGCUCGGGCUCUGACGGCGAGGACGCCGUCUCCGCUUCUGACCCCAGCAGGCAACGGCGGAGAAGUACGAGGCGAGGCGAAAGGCCGAAGCCAACCGCAGCUCUGGGCGCCGAGCAGAAGAGCGUGGAGCUGUCAGCGAUGCCUCACCAGUGA
Messenger RNA from Prorocentrum cordatum, 1578 nucleotides. NCBI's taxonomy places the organism in Eukaryota, Dinophyceae, Prorocentrales, Prorocentraceae. The record is from the annotation of a GenBank genome assembly.